UUCAGCCAAGAGCGUCCAAAGAAACCAACCUACGGAAAACCAUGACGACUCUGCUUCGUCUGACUAUCCUCAUCGUGGCUGUUGCCGGCGUGCUCGGAAGCUCCAAAAGGGCGGCUAGGGCGGCUACGCCAGCUACGGCGGCUACACCGGCCACUCCGGCCACGGCGGCCACGCCAGCUACAGCGGCCACGCCGGCUACGGCGGCUACGCCCGCUACGGCGGCUACGCCAGCUAGAAAGGCUAGGGCGGCUACACCGGCUACACCGGCCACGCCGGCUACGGCGGCUACGCCCGCUGCGGCUGCUACGCCAGCUAGGAAGGCUAGGGCGGCUACGGCGGCUACACCGGCCACGCCGGCUACGGCGGCUACGCCAGCUAGGAAGGCUAGGGCGGCUACACCGGCCACGCCGGCUACGGCAGCUACGCCCGCUACGGCGGCUACGCCAGCUAGGAAGGCUAGGGCGGCUACACAGGCCACGCCGGCUACGGCAGCUACGCCCGCUACGGCGGCUACACCAGCGAGGAAGGCUAGGGCGGCUACACCGGCCACGCCGGCUACGGCGGCUACACCCGCUACGGCGGCUACGCCAGCUCGGAAGGCUAGGGCGGCUACACCGGCCACGCCGGCUACGGCGGCCACGCCCGCCACGGCAGCUACGGCGGCUGCGUAGCCGGCAAAUGCGACGGCUACGGCGGCUACGGGCUCGGAUACGGAAGCAGUCUGCGCCGUGGAGGAGUGUGCAGCAGAUACGGCGGGCUCGGAUUCUACGG
This is a messenger RNA of Ixodes scapularis (black-legged tick), 771 nucleotides long. RefSeq names its product ice-structuring glycoprotein. The transcript has 2 exons. The coding region runs from base 42 to 671 and encodes 209 amino acids. The record is from RefSeq and is a predicted model, not a curated record. Lineage: Eukaryota; Metazoa; Arthropoda; Arachnida; Ixodida; Ixodidae.